Chrysochloris asiatica (Cape golden mole) is the source of this 606-nucleotide messenger RNA. It is a transcript of the gene AP5S1, whose product is annotated as adaptor-related protein complex 5, sigma 1 subunit. Gene Ontology annotation, biological process: double-strand break repair via homologous recombination; endosomal transport. Lineage: Eukaryota; Metazoa; Chordata; Mammalia; Afrosoricida; Chrysochloridae. Bases 1 to 606 code for a protein of 201 amino acids. The record is from RefSeq and is a predicted model, not a curated record. Gene Ontology annotation, cellular component: cytosol; AP-type membrane coat adaptor complex; lysosome. The transcript is spliced from 2 exons.
AUGGUCCACGCCUUCCUCAUCCACAGUCUGCGCGCCCCGCAUGUCGAGGAUGUGGGCUUCUGCCGAGUGCUCUACUCCUGCGUCUUUGGUGCUGAGAAGUCACUUGAUGACCCAAGGCCACACAGUGCUGAGAGAGACAGACUCCUCCGCAAGGAGCAGAUUUUGGCCGUGGCCAGGCAGGCAGAGUGCAUGUACCAGCUGCAGCAGCAGGCAUCCGGCCGUUCUUCGACAGACCUGCCACCCCAAUCAUCCUCAGAUGAGCCAGUGCCUUUGCACGAGGCCUCACAUGGGGCCUUCCGCCUGGCAGCAGGGGACCCUUUCCGGGAGCCACGGACGGUGGUGUGGCUGGGCGUGCUUUCCUUAGGCUUUGUCCUGGUGCUGGAUACCCACGAGAACCUGCUGCUGGCCGAGAGCACGCUCCGACUGCUGGCACGCCUCAUCUUUGACCACCUCCGCCUGCUGGCCCCCAGUGCCAACCUUCUGCUUCGGGCAGACCGCAUCGAGGCCAUCCUUGCCCGCUUUCUGCCCCAUGGUCAGCUGCUCUUCCUCAAUGACCAGUUCGUUCAGGGUCUAGAGAAGGAGCUUAGUGCUGCCUGGCCUCUCUGA